AUGCAGUCUUUUAUGGGCCUGUGUCUCUCAGCCCUUUUCCUUCUCUUCUUGACUCAUCCACGUGAAGUCUUCUGUUCUGAAGGGGUCAACUCAGAGAGCCUUGAAGCAGAAAUACUUGAGGUUCUUCAUGCAGAACCCAGGUCAUCAGAGGACGAUGUCGAAAUAAUCGAAGAUGCUGAGGAGAAGAAGGGGAAAGUUCUUGCACCAGCUGGGUGGCGACGUAUCCGGCGGAGGAUUAGCAGGGAAUUUCGGAAUGCCAUCAGGAAUCUAAGACGGUUCCCUUUGCACCUUAUUCCAAUGAUUGCUCGACCUGGUUUAAUUAUCCCUUGA
Messenger RNA from Mesocestoides corti, 330 nucleotides. Lineage: Eukaryota; Metazoa; Platyhelminthes; Cestoda; Cyclophyllidea; Mesocestoididae. The record is from the annotation of a GenBank genome assembly.